AUGGGAGAGCAGCCGGCAGGUCAGCGGCCGGUGUCAGGAGUCAAUUACCUCUACCUGCUUGGCUGCCCCCCGUCGACACCUGAACCGUGGACAGUCCGUAUGGGUGCAUAAUUACCAUCGAGGUUGGCUAAUCGGCACGUGUGCCGCGGUUGACGGCAGUGGUCCGUUGUUUUUUUUUUCUCCUUCUUCCGAUCCGAUCAUCGUGUGAACUGUCACUCAAUAUCUGCAGUCAUGCCUCGCUGCGCUUUUCCCUUUCACGCACUUUUUUCGGGAAUAUCCGAUUAGAAAGAGCAAACAAAAACACACACACACAAAGGGUUUCUGUGUCACGUCCUCCACAAAAGGAACAUUUGACUUGAUAGCAAGUCUGUUUGCUCAAAAGUUUACGUGAAGAUAGGACAGCCAAAUCGAUUCAAACUCAAAGCAAUCGUCUUCCAAAAAAAAGAAUUUUUUGAAAAAAACUUCAGUUGCAAUCGAUAGGAAAGUUGAGUUGACGUGAAGACAUUGCGUAACAUGAGCAACAUUGCGCAAAAAACAUUUUUUGGAAAAAGCUUCAGUUGCAAUCGAUAGGAAAGUUAGGUUGACGUGAAGACAUUGCGUAACAUGAGCAACAUUGCGCAACACUCCCAGAACUCUUCAAUGUUUGCAGUGGCGCCGUGCCAAUCAUACCUCGUACUUUUGACACGAACGCGCCUGGAUGUCAAGGCUGCGGUCGAGGGGCGAAGACGUCGAUCGGAUCGUCUGAUCGACAUCUUUAUGUCUUCUUUGUGUUGACGGACGCCUCGAAACGAUCCGCUUCAAACCAAGGAAAGAAGAAUGAAGCGAGUGUCUGCUGA
Molecule: messenger RNA, 836 nt
Organism: Caenorhabditis auriculariae
Lineage: Eukaryota; Metazoa; Nematoda; Chromadorea; Rhabditida; Rhabditidae
Source: the annotation of a GenBank genome assembly